Molecule: messenger RNA, 1794 nt
Organism: Tetrahymena thermophila SB210
Lineage: Eukaryota; Ciliophora; Oligohymenophorea; Hymenostomatida; Tetrahymenidae
Exons: 3
Source: RefSeq, a predicted model, not a curated record
AUGCUGCAAGGAUGGAAUUAAUUUAACUAUCCAACUAAAAUUAACAAUUAUAGCUGCUAAAAUAUUGAAAAUCAAAUUGGUGAAAUUAGUCUUAUUUAAGAUGAUUAAGUUAAAAGAAGCUGCUAAAAUCAGUUAAACUGUUUGUAGUUUAAAGACAAUAGUCUUUGUAGUAGCAAUUAAAUAGAAGAAAUAAAUUUUCUUGCUCAGAGAUUAGGCAUAAGCACAGAAUUUCCUGAUUAAUACUCAUAAUAUGGGGCUGAUUAAUAAUAUUGUUAGAAUUAAAUCCCAGAAUUUCAAAAAGAAAAUAUAGAAAUGAAAAUGAAUUUUAUAGAUAAAAUUCAUUAAAGUCUAGUUAAUUACAAUUUAAAUGCUCCUAUUUUUUAUUAUUAAAAUUCUGAUAAUAUAGUUUUAAAUUUGAAUCAGAAUAAUUCUAUGUAAAAUACCUAAAACAAAAUAAAUUCUACUCAUACAGAUUAUUUAAACGAAGGGUUAAGUGUAUAUGAUUAACAGCUAUAUAAAAAUAAUUUGGAUAACAGCAAUACUUCAAAUAAAAAUAUAAUAAAAUCUAAAGAAAAAAAAAGAAAAAGCUCAAAGAAUAAUUUUCAAAAAAAAAAAGAUAAAAAAGUAAUUGAAGAGUUUCAAGAUUCAUCAAAGACUUGUAAAAAUUAGCACAGAUGUCAAGAGAAGUAAGAUCAUCAUUAAAUAAUUUCAAAAGAAGAUAAAGAAAAUAUAAAUUUAUGCUAAUCAGUUUUAGUAGAUUCCGCGUUGAUGCCUAUUAAAGGAAUUUUAAAGCAAGAUAAAAAAUUCGUCACUUUUUAAAAAUAAUAUCCUAUUUCCCCUUAAACAAAAAGCUAUGACUAUGGUAUUUAGAGUUGUAAGUUUUUUUAAAAAGACUAGUAUUAAUAAAAUUCAUAAGAAACCUCUUCAAAUAGUAGUAACGAUAAUUAGUAUGAUUAACCUAGUUUCGCUUAGGAACAAUCAAGAAUAUCUGAAAAUAAUAAUUCUUCAAAACUUAGCAAUUCUUCAAUAUUGCAAAGAAAGCAUUCUUCUGCAUAAAAGAAUUAAAAAAUAUCUGAAAUUGAUGAUUUAAAUCAAACUAAAUGUAAAAGAAUAUAAAGGAUUAUCUAAACACCAAACUAAAAUAAAAAUAUUUAAAACUCCUAUUUAAAUCUUUCGUGUGAAGAAAAAUAAAGAGAAUUGUCAAUUAAUUAAGUAAAGCUUUCUCCUUUGUAAAAAUCAUUUAUGAGCCAAACAAUAUCAAGCGAGCUUAGGAAGAGUGAUAAAAAAUAAUCCUGCUCAAAAGAAAGAAGUAAAAGUAGAAACAGCAGUUAAAGUAAAAGCAAAAGCAGAAAUAAUUCAUAAAAUGAAUAUUAGUAAAGAAGAGUUAGUAAAAAUAAUAUUAUUUAAGAAGAAGAUAAAAAGAGUUAGUAUUAUUAAUCUAAAUGGUUAAUUGAUACAACCAACAAAAGCAAAUAAUCUAAAAAUGACAUUGAUAUGAUUAAUAAACUCUAUGAGAAAGCUAUUUCAAGCAAAGGUAAACCAUUGCAAACUCAAUAAAAAAAUUUUAUUGAAGAUAACAAAAAUAAUAUUUCUAAUGUUUCUCAAAGAAGGAAUCAGCAUAAAAAUUGGGAUGAGAUUAUCAAAAAAGAAUUUAAUAUUACAAACAGAUAAAGUUCCUCCAAAUAAAAAAAUUUACUGAAUGAAUCUUCAUCUUCUGCAUCAUUUUUUUAAAAUUAUGUUUAUAAAGACUAAAUUUAAAGUGAUCACUAUAAAAAAAAAUAUGCAAACAAUUGA